Scutellospora calospora is the source of this 610-nucleotide messenger RNA. Lineage: Eukaryota; Fungi; Glomeromycota; Glomeromycetes; Diversisporales; Gigasporaceae. The record is from the annotation of a GenBank genome assembly.
GAUAGGUGGCGUGGUAGGGAUCUUUGGGAUGCCUAUCAUUCAAGUCUUCGGGAUGAGCCACGAAAACAGUGUUGGGGCACAGGUGCCUUUGGGGGAAAUCAACCCGAUAAAAAGCGAGCAAAAAACUGGAAUAAUACGUGUUCAUGUACACAGAUUUAUAUUAAUCAUCCAAUUGUAAGUGGAAUUCUGAAUGGGACAAAGAAUAAUGUAAAUGAGACCAUAACUGGAGAUGCGUUCAAUGUAAAGAGGAAUAAUCAAGCAGAGGAUAAUGGCGAAUGUUCAAAGCGGACAAAAAUUGAUCAAUAUUUCCCUGCUCACACUAUGAUCUCACCUCCGCUUUUACAAGAAACGAGUGAAAUUAAUGUAGAUUCGCUAGAUUUUAAUGAUGUGGAAAACUCAUAUUCACAAGAAUUAUCACUAGCUGAGUGCCUGUAUACUGAUAAAGAAUGGUCGACAAUGGAAUGGAUUUGGGAAAAGGUUCCACUUUUAUUUUUUUCCUGGUUUAUUUUACCUAUUGAUAUGGAAAUAUUGACAAUAAAAUCAAUUCUAGAUAGAAAAGAAGAUAAUUUGCAUAAUCUUUGGAUUACCAUAAGUGAAACACCAUUUGCAG